Molecule: messenger RNA, 1822 nt
Organism: Canis lupus familiaris (dog)
Lineage: Eukaryota; Metazoa; Chordata; Mammalia; Carnivora; Canidae
Gene: EN1
Product: engrailed homeobox 1
Exons: 2
Coding region: 1-1218 (405 amino acids)
Biological process (GO): neuron differentiation; multicellular organism development; regulation of transcription by RNA polymerase II
Cellular component (GO): nucleus
Molecular function (GO): DNA-binding transcription factor activity, RNA polymerase II-specific; RNA polymerase II cis-regulatory region sequence-specific DNA binding
Source: RefSeq, a predicted model, not a curated record
AUGGAAGAACAGCAGCCGGAACCUAAAAGUCAGCGCGACUCGGGCCUCGGCGCGGCGGCGGUGGCGGCGGCCCCGGGCAGCCUGAGCCUGAGCCUGAGCCCCGGCGCCGGCGGCAGCAGCGGCAGCGGCAGCGGCAGCGGCAGCGGCAGCGGCAGCGAUGGAGACAGCGUGCCGGUGUCCCCGCAGCCCGCGCCCCCCUCGCCGCCCGCGGCGCCCUGCCUGCCGCCCCUGGCCCACCACCCGCACCUCCCCCCGCACCCCCCGCCCCCGCCGCCGCCGCCGCCGCCGCCGCAGCAUCUCGCGGCGCCUGCUCACCAGCCGCAGCCCGCGGCCCAGCUGCACCGCACCACCAACUUUUUCAUCGACAACAUCCUGAGGCCGGACUUCGGCUGCAAAAAGGAGCCGCCGCCGCCGCAGCUCUUGGUGGCGGCGGCGGCCGGAGGAGGCGCCGGAGGAGGCCGGGUCGAGCGUGACCGGGGCCAGACCGGCGCAGGUAGAGACCCUGUCCACCCGCUGGGCACGCGGGCGCCGGGCGCCGCCUCGCUCCUGUGCGCCCCGGACGUGAACUGUGGCCCACCCGACGGCUCUCCGCCAGCCGCGGGCGGCGGCGCGGGUGCGUCCAAAGGCGGGAGCCCGGCUGCGGCGGCGGCGGCGGCGGCGGCCGUGGCGGCGGCGGCGGCGGCGGCGGCGGCAGCCAAGCCUUCGGACAGCGGCAGCGGCAGCGGAGGCGGCGUGGGGAGCCCCGGCGCGCAGGGUGCCAAGUACCCGGAGCACGGCAACCCGGCCAUCCUGCUUAUGGGCUCCGCCAACGGCGGGCCCGUGGUCAAAACUGACUCGCAGCAGCCCCUCGUGUGGCCCGCCUGGGUGUACUGCACGCGCUACUCGGAUCGCCCGUCCUCCGGUCCGCGCACCAGGAAGCUGAAGAAGAAGAAGAACGAGAAGGAGGACAAGCGGCCUCGGACGGCGUUCACGGCCGAGCAGCUGCAGAGACUCAAGGCGGAGUUCCAGGCGAACCGCUACAUCACGGAGCAGCGGCGGCAGACCCUGGCCCAGGAGCUCAGCCUCAACGAGUCCCAGAUCAAGAUCUGGUUCCAGAACAAGCGCGCCAAGAUCAAGAAAGCCACAGGCAUCAAGAACGGCCUGGCGCUGCACCUCAUGGCGCAGGGACUGUACAACCACUCCACCACCACGGUCCAGGACAAAGACGAGAGCGAGUAGCCGCCGCCGGCUGGGGCCGCGCGGUCCGGCCGCCGCGCCCGCGCCCCCUCCUGGCACCGCCGCCGCCCGGCCCCGCGCCGGGGGAGAGAAUCCGCACGGGAGGGAGGGAGCAGCAGGGAAGAGGGAGCGCGAGCGAGCGAGCAUCUCAGAGUGGAGAGUCACGUUUGAACGAAACAUUUUUAGGAGGGGAGAAGGACUCGGACAGGUGCUACCGGGAAAUAAGAUCGAUUCCCUAUUCACGGUAUAAGGGGCGAAACUGCGAACUCCUUAAAGCUCUAUCUAGCCAAACCGCUUACGACCUUGUAUAUAUUUAAUUUCAGGUAAGGAAAAGAAAUAUGUGUAGCGAUCUCUAUUUGCUGGACUUUUUAUUAAUCUCCUUUAUUAUUAUUGUUAUAAUUAUUAUAAUUAUUAUAAUUAUUUUAUCCCCCACCUCCGCCUCGCUGCCCCCGGCCCAGUUUCGUUUUCGUUGCCCGUUUUGAAUGUCGUGGCUUCUCCGGUGCCUCCCGCCCCGCAUCGCUGGCCCCCGUUUCUCUGGGACUUUUCUUUGUGUGCGUGAGAGUGUGUUCCCUCGCGUGUCUGCCCUUGGCCUCCCCCUCCCCCGCCC